Leguminivora glycinivorella is the source of this 2148-nucleotide messenger RNA. Its product is annotated as cytochrome P450 4C1-like. The record is from RefSeq and is a predicted model, not a curated record. The transcript is spliced from 9 exons. Gene Ontology annotation, molecular function: monooxygenase activity; oxidoreductase activity, acting on paired donors, with incorporation or reduction of molecular oxygen; iron ion binding. Lineage: Eukaryota; Metazoa; Arthropoda; Insecta; Lepidoptera; Tortricidae. The coding region runs from base 17 to 1510 and encodes 497 amino acids.
UCCGGGCAGAUUCGCGAUGUUGCAUUGCAUAUCGUUAUUGAUUUUAGUGUCACUUAUCGUUGCACAUUUGUAUUUUAGAUAUUGUCAUGCAGGACGACUUAUCGCCAAAAUUCCUGGACCGAGAGGCUGGCCUCUGAUAGGAAACCUCUUUCAGGUCUUAUUACCACCAGAUGAACUGUUUUUAUUUGCAAGAAAACUGCGAGCGGAGUUUAAAGGACCCAUAACAAAACUAACUUCUUUCAAUAUUCGCGUGAUUAACAUUUACGAACCAGAAGAUAUCGAGAUAAUACUUUCCACAACCCGUUUCAAUGAAAAACGAAUUCCGUACAGUUUCCUAGCACCGUGGCUCGGCCAAGGAUUACUUGUAAGCAACGGAAACAAAUGGCACCAAAGACGGAAGUUGCUGACUUCGGCGUUCCACUUCAACAUCCUGAAGCAGUUCUGCCACACGAUCAUCGAGCAGACGGAGACGUUGCUGGGCAGUGUGCAGGCCGAGCUCGGCAGCCCCAGGACCGACCUGCUGCCGAUCAUAUCUAAGGCAACUCUUCGUAUUAUGUGCGAAACUUCCAUGGGUACGUCGUUGCGUGAAGGUACAGAAUCAAGGAAAUACUUUUCAGCGCUCCAUACGAUUGGUUAUUGUAUAGUCAACCGAAUGAUCCGGCCGUGGUUGUACCCCGACGAAAUAUUUUACCUCUCAGCAUUUUGGAGAAUGGAAAAGUCUGCCUUGAAAUAUUUACAUAAAUUUACAAACCAAGUUAUUCUAGAAAGGAAAAACUACAAAGCUACCAAUGGAAAAAAUAAUGAUGGUUCGGCAGUGCAUGGUCAAAAAAAGAAACAGGCUUUUUUGGAUUUGCUUCUUAUCAACGAAAUGGAGAACAAAAUAGACGAAAAUGGAAUACGGGAAGAAGUGGAUACGUUUAUGUUUGAGGGUCAUGAUACAACGGCUAUGGCGCUUUGUUUUAUGAUUAUGAGGAUCGCCAACGAAACAAUUGUUCAGAAUUGUAUUUACGAAGAGCUGCAACGUAUAUUUGGCAACGACAGUCACCGACAAGUGACGUUUGAAGACCUGGGCGAGAUGAAGUACCUGGAGUGCUGCAUAAAGGAGUCCCUGCGCCUCUACCCCAGCGUGCCAUUCAUCGCUCGUCAUAUUAAUGAAGACGUCACGUUAGGAGGGUAUACCGUACCAGCUGGCACUAUUUGCCAGAUCAACGUGUUCGAUAUCCACCGAGAUGAAUCCAUGUACCCAGACCCUGAGCGAUUUGUACCGGAAAGGUUUAUCAAUGGGAAACGACAUCCAUAUGCAUACAUACCAUUUAGCGCCGGACCAAGAAAUUGUAUAGGUAUGAAAUUCGCUAUGAUGGAGUUGAAAGUGGUAAUGUGCGGGCUGCUGCGUCGGUUCCGGCUGGAGCCGGUGACGCGCCCGGCGGACGUGCGGUUCACGGGCGACCUGGUGCUGCGGGCCGCGCACCCGCUGUACGUGCGCUUCGUCAGCCGGGACUGCGAUUGCUGAUGUGUGAGCUGCUGCGGGUGCCGCCUGCAGCCGGUGCGCGGCCGGCGGACGUGCGGUUCACGGGCGACUUGGUGCUGCGGGCCGCGCACCCGCUGUACGUGCGCUUCGUCAGCCGGGACUGCGACUGCUGAUGUUGUGGGCCCUGCAUCAGCUGUAAGUGCGCUAGACUACAACGACAAAUGAUGUACCAGCUAAGUACCUAGUUGAGAAUAUGUAGGAACCCGCGGAAGUGCAGUCAAACGAAAAGUCUGGAUCUGGACAUAGUCUAAACGACCAUCAUCUACCAAGCCAAGCCAUUAAUGCCACGUGGUAAUUUCAAUUCAUUUAUAUUUCGAUUUAGCUUUGCCUACCGACUUUCUCAAAUUUCGGGACCAACAAAUCGCUGAUCUGAUCUUUCAGUGCCAAAUCAAAGAUAACAUUUUUAUUAGAAGUACAUAAUAAUUUCCUCAUUAGAUGAUGUGAAGAGCUAUAGGUAUAUAUAUCAUGAUACCAAAAUAAUUUUCACCUUGGGCCUUAACACUUGAAUCCUUCACUAUGCUCAGGAUUAUAUUAUAUUUAUUAGAGUCCCCCGCUACACUCAAGAUUCAAUUAUAAUCCUAAAGUAAAGGAUUUAAGGAGGAGGAGGUUAAGAGUCAAUA